AUGGCGACGAUGUCGAUGCAGCUGGGCGGGCUGGUGCUGGCCGUGCUGGGCUGGCUGGGCUCCAUCCUCACCUGCGCGCUGCCCAUGUGGAAGGUGACGGCCUUCAUCGGUUACAACAUCGUGGUGGCCCAGGUCUUCUGGGAAGGGCUGUGGAUGAACUGCGUUUACGAGAGCACAGGGCAGAUGCAGUGCAAGGCGUACGACUCCCUGCUGGACCUCACCUCUGACCUGCAAGCCGCCCGAGCGCUGGUGGUCACCUCCAUCAUCGUGGCCUUCCUCGGCCUCCUCACCGCCAUCUCGGGGGCCGACUGCACGCGCUGCAUGGAGGACAAGAGCUCCAAGGGCCGCGUUUCCAUCGUGGCGGGGGCCAUCUUCGUGCUGGCCGGCAUCGUGCUGCUCAUCCCCGUCUCCUGGUCUGCCAACAGCAUCGUCACCAACUUCUACAACCCCAUGGUGCCCGAGGCCCUCAAGAGAGAGCUGGGGGCUGCCCUGUACAUCGGGUGGGCUUCCAGUGCCCUGCAGCUGCUGGGUGGGGGCAUCCUGUGCUGCUCAGGGCCACCUGUGGAGCGGGACCACUACCCCAAGUCAUACCGUGCGGUGAAGGGCUGCGGCCCCAUGGGCUACCCCAUGAAGGACUACGUGUGA
Messenger RNA from Centrocercus urophasianus (Greater sage-grouse), 645 nucleotides. Its product is annotated as claudin-4-like. Gene Ontology annotation, cellular component: bicellular tight junction; plasma membrane. Gene Ontology annotation, molecular function: structural molecule activity. The transcript has a single exon. Lineage: Eukaryota; Metazoa; Chordata; Aves; Galliformes; Phasianidae. Gene Ontology annotation, biological process: bicellular tight junction assembly; cell adhesion. Bases 1 to 645 code for a protein of 214 amino acids. The record is from RefSeq and is a predicted model, not a curated record.